UGAUUCAACUUGGGUGGGCAGACUUAUCAACAGACUAAUUCUAUAAACAAAUGAAGGAAUAACCGAGCACACCAUUGGCUGGUAGGCAGGGGACACGCGGGGAGAGAGAGAGACUCGAGGCUUUCGGCAAUGAAAAUUUAAUUAAUGUGGGUGGGCUGAGGGAACACAACGAGUGUUUAUCAUAGACAAUUUAUUUUCCAGCGCUAAGUCAACAUAAAACAGCAAAACGGACAACAAUUAUUUAACAUUUUAGACUCAUGAAGCGGACACACCGGUGGCGAUCUCCCCAGACUGAAACUGUCCUCCGAAGUCAUGAGUUUAUACCACAGCUCCGUGCCACAGGCUGCAUCGGCUCUCACUCUAUCGAAUUCCUCCCUAAUCUAUGUUUACGGUGGCGAAGUCGGAGGCAUCAUUCCCGCUUUGGGAUUCGCGUCAAGCCGCCAGGAACCUCCGCAGAAACCUCCCUACAGCUACAUCGCGCUCAUCGCCAUGGCGAUCAAAAACUCACCGGACAAGCGAGCGACGCUGAGCGGGAUCUAUCAGUUCAUCAUGGACCGCUUCCCCUAUUACCAUGACAACAAACAGGGCUGGCAGAACUCGAUCCGACACAACCUUUCGCUCAACGACUGCUUCAUCAAAGUGCCCAGAGAAAAGGGACGACCGGGGAAGGGCAGCUACUGGACGCUGGACACCAAAUGCCUCGACAUGUUCGAGAACGGAAACUACCGGCGACGGAAGAGAAAGUGCAGGACUCAGGAGACGGGAGAGACCAAAAUGGGACAUAAGAGAACCCGGGCGCUGAACUCUAAACUUCAUCAAAGCGCCCAUUUGGAGAAAGAAUCACCGCUUAAGGACACAGACAAACGCGAAAAACAUCCCGAAAGAGAUGUAAACAUCCAACCGCAAAAUAACAACGCCUCAGACUCCACGAAAGACUGGUGUUCGGCACCCUCGACCACCGCAGGCACUAACCCAAGAUGCCCGACGCCUGAACAGACCAGUGCGGUGUCUCUAAAUGCGUCUUUAAACGCGAGGGAGACGCCGGUACCCGCGAUGCAUGACACUGGAAACGCGCAAACCGGAGACGCCAAAUCCAAAGAAACAAACGCUCAGACGCACCCACGAAAAACGACAGACAAAUCAAAAGAGUUUAGCAUUGACAGUAUUCUGUCAAAAAAGGAAAACCAGUUCCAACGAAGGUGCGGCGUUGCCGGAGGAGCGCCUGUAACGUGUUUGGAGUCGCGCGGUUACGCGCUCUCGUCCUCGCUGAUCGCACACGCGCACCCACAGCUGUACCCGCGCGGGUUCCCGCUCUGCUCCUACCUGUCUCUCACCUGUCCUGACAAAAUACUGAACUUCAGAGAGAAAACAGAUGAUAAGUUAUUCUUUUGACGACUCUUUUAUUAUCCCAGACUGUAGCAAACAAACUCUUUCUAUGUCUAGAAAGUUUCAGUGAAUUCAGUAUUUUCUGUUUUUUAAUUCUUAAUCGCAACCAAAUCCAGUUUUUAACACAUCUACCCAGAGUUCAGGCUAUGACUAGGCUAUUAUUAUUAUUUCUACUACUAUUAUUGUUGUCGUUAUUAUGGAAUUCAGCAUGGGUGGCCACUCUGAAGAACAGUAUACUGUACAGUAUACUAACAGUAGUUAAUUCUAAUGAUGUGUGUACUAUGAUCAAGAACGCACUCUUUGCAAAUCAUCCUGAGCACAGAUGUCUUUGUAAAAUGAUAAUGUUUAUACAAGCAAGGGUUUUAUAUGUUCCUCUCAACGCUUAUGACAGAUACUUGACAAAUUGCAAUGUGCUGUUGUUCUUGUCCUCUCCUCUACAGCUAUAUAUACACACAAAAACUCAAACUUGAUUUACUGCUUAAAGAUACAUUUGUGGAAUAAGAAGAAAAUCAAUCGGUUUGUACCUUGUAAGAUUUAUACUGAGUAAGAACUUGAUUCUUUAAAUAAACAGUGAGUAUGACUAAAACCUUGUUGAAAUAAACAGCAAUUUUGUACACAAAAGAACCUGAUGUACUAUAUAUAUGAAAAUACUGACCAAAACUCAAACUGAUGUACGUGUAUAAUGUAUAAAUGAAUGAGACCCACAACUACCUGUUGCUAGGACUAUGCAUAUUCCUAAACUGUGAAACUAGUCUACCACAUGUAUUCCUUGCCACCAUAUAUAGCCAUAAGUGGUUUUUGAACUGAAAGGUCUAAGCCUCACUGAGUGCAAAUCAGGAAUGCUUGUGGAAAUAAAUAAGCUUCCCCACAUUCAGGCAGAGGAACUCACAUCCACAAGCAUUUCCUGUGUAUAGGAUUCUUUUGGUCAGAAGUGUAAAUACAACGUCAUCCAUCUGAAGGUUUGUAGAGAGAAAGAGACUACAUCUCUCAAUCUGCUGCCUCCAUCUGUCCUCCUCUUCACAGAUGGGCUCCUUAGAUGGAGCAGUCUGCAGGACACUGCUGGACUGCAGCCCUGAAUUUGCCAUCCAUGAUCAUUAUGAAACAGUGCUAUCUCUAAGGUGAUUAUAAAA
This is a messenger RNA of Labeo rohita (rohu), 2516 nucleotides long. It is a transcript of the gene foxl1, whose product is annotated as forkhead box L1. Gene Ontology annotation, molecular function: RNA polymerase II cis-regulatory region sequence-specific DNA binding; DNA-binding transcription factor activity, RNA polymerase II-specific. Gene Ontology annotation, biological process: anatomical structure morphogenesis; regulation of transcription by RNA polymerase II; cell differentiation. Lineage: Eukaryota; Metazoa; Chordata; Actinopteri; Cypriniformes; Cyprinidae. The transcript has a single exon. The record is from RefSeq and is a predicted model, not a curated record. The coding region runs from base 313 to 1392 and encodes 359 amino acids.